GGGUUGAUUUUUCCUCGCUUUUAUGAUUCAGGGUUUCAUCUUCCUUCCCGACUUUGUAGGCCUUCUGCUUUCCUUUCUGUCUCUCCGAACCACCACGGAGCAGGAUUAAAUUGGCUAUUCCCCAUCCUUCCUCCUGAGCAGUCUUGCAGUCCAGGGCCUUAUGGGAAAGGCAGAUGGAGGGUUUGCUAUCUCUGAGACAACCCUCUCUUCCAGAGCUCAGUUUGAGGACCUACCUUGACAUUGACUUCUACUUUUGUGGCGAGCCUUUUUUUUUUCUCUGAGAGGUCCUGGGAGAUUGAGUAUUAGGGUGUAAUGUCAUUAAAGUAUUGCUAGUUAUGCCUCCUCUUUCGAUGUUCAAGUCUGUUUACCUUAUAUAUUAUUGUUUCUCACAACAUGAAACUAACUCAUUGAUUCUGUAAGCAAAUUACCAAUGCAAGCGAUUUACUUCCUGAGGUUGGAUUGAGCAUUAGUGUGUUUAGUAAGGAUUGAUCUUUUCGGAGGGGGACCGCUUAAGUUAUUUUGGGUUUCAAGACCAUGUACCAUAUGUGGUAGGAACCUUGGUUAAACAUAACCAGAGCUAACCUAAGAAGCUUUUUUCCUAAAUUGUUAAUUCAUUAAGUGGUGACUAGAAACUUGGUUUCUCUCUGAGUGAUGUACAGUUUUUGGCAGUGACCUACAGAAAUUGAAUUCCUUCCCUCAGCAGUGUGUUAGUUGGCAGAACCAUGUUGGUUAAGUUAUAUUUUAGCUUUGUUUUAAUAGGCAUCUGGAUCUAAUUGUUGAGUAUGUAUUUCUAGCACCUGUAAAGGUAGUUAAGGAUUUUUUUGUUCUCCCCUUGAGGAUAAAUGUAUUAAACAUCCCUAAUUCUCUUAACUGUCAUACUGGGUAAGAGCGUGAGACGCUUCACGAAUGUUCAGAUAAGCACAGAGGUUGAAUUUUACUCCUUUUGCUGCUGCUGCUGCUAAGUCGCUUCAGUCUGUGUGACCCCGUAGACGGCAGCCCACCAGGCGCCCCCGUCCCUGGGAUUCUCCAGGCCUGUAUAAAGAUCCAUUAAUCAUGGAAGUUCUGCGUCCACAGCUUAUAAAAAUUGGUGGACGGGUUUAUAGGAAGAAUCCCAUCCAAGAACAGCCUUAUCAACAUGAAGAAGAAGAUGAUGACUAUUACCAAGGCCUCGUGGAGUGUGCCGAAGAGCCCUGUGAAACCUACGAGGUGGUGCAGACCCCACAAGGUUUCCGAUGUACCGUGAAGGCCCCCAGCCUACUCUACAAGCAUAUUGUUGGAAAGAGAGGGGACACUAGAAAGAAACUAGAAGUGGAGACCAAAACUUCUAUUAGCAUUCCUAAGCCUGGACAAGAAGGAGAAAUUGUAAUCACUGGUCAGCAUCGAAGUGGUGUAAUUUCAGCCCGAACUCGGAUUGAUGUUCUUCUGCUCACUUUUAGAAGAAAACAGCCCUUCACUCACUUCCUUGCCUUUUUCCUCAAUGAAGCUGAAGUUCAGGAACGAUUUCUGAAAUUCCAGGAGGAAGUACUGGAGAAGUGCUCCAUGGAUCAUGGGGUUGAUAGCAGCAUUUUCCAGAAUCCUAAAAAGCUUCACCUAACUAUUGGGAUGUUGGUGCUUUUGAGUGAGCAAGAGAUCCAGCAGACAUGUGAGAUGCUACAGCAGUGUAAAGAGGAAUUCAUUGAUGACAUUUCAGGGGGCAAACCCCUGGAAGUAGAGAUGUCAGGGAUAGAAUACAUGAAUGAUGAUCCUGGCAUGGUGGAUGUUCUUUAUGCCAAAGUCCAUAUGAAAGAUGGCUCCAACAGGCUGCAGCAAUUGGUUGAUCGAGUGCUGGAACGUUUUCAGGCAUCUGGACUAAUAGUGAAAGAGUGGAAUAGUGUGAAACUCCAUGCUACAGUCAUGAAUACUCUGUUCAGGAAAGACCCCAAUGCUGAAGGCAGGUACAAUCUCUACACAGCGGAUGGCAAAUAUAUCUUCAAGGAAAGAGAAUCAUUUGAUGGCCGAAACAUUUUAAAGCUAUUUGAGAACUUCUACUUUGGUACCCUAAAGCUCAAUUCAAUUCACAUCUCUCAGAGGUUCACAGUGGACAGCUUUGGAAACUAUGCCUCCUGUGGACAGAUUGACUUCUCCUGAGGUGGAUCUUGGGAAGCACUGAAGUUAAACAUCCUCACAAGGGCAGCAGCAAUUGAAAUGGUGAUAUCAGCAGGACUGUGCAGAGUUUCCCAGGAGAAUGUCAGCCACAGAAGGCACUCCUUUGCUGCAGACCGGCAGAGGGUGGGGGCUCCUCUGCUCAGCCCCACCCGUCAGCCCUGCCACUUUCUCUGCUAGGGAGCCCCAGCCUCACUGUCACCUCUCAUCCCUGCCGCCCCUCCCCCCACAGCUUUCCUCCCUCCGUGGCCUCUGUCUUUCCUUCACCACUUAGUCUCAUCCUGAUUAUUAUUUUCUGUUUGAGAAGUCUGAUUCGGAACCCCAUGUGUUAAUAAGGCCACUAACUGGUCAAGACUGUAUGUAACACUCAGAUUUGUUAUCCUUGUGACAGCACAAAUCAUUUGUGAAUAAAUGGAUUUCUAAAGUGA
Molecule: messenger RNA, 2570 nt
Organism: Bubalus bubalis (water buffalo)
Lineage: Eukaryota; Metazoa; Chordata; Mammalia; Artiodactyla; Bovidae
Gene: ASCC1
Product: activating signal cointegrator 1 complex subunit 1
Exons: 11
Coding region: 1054-2127 (357 amino acids)
Biological process (GO): DNA alkylation repair; regulation of DNA-templated transcription
Cellular component (GO): nucleus
Molecular function (GO): RNA binding
Source: RefSeq, a predicted model, not a curated record